Molecule: messenger RNA, 813 nt
Organism: Charadrius vociferus (killdeer)
Lineage: Eukaryota; Metazoa; Chordata; Aves; Charadriiformes; Charadriidae
Gene: HNRNPL
Product: heterogeneous nuclear ribonucleoprotein L
Exons: 7
Biological process (GO): regulation of RNA splicing
Cellular component (GO): nucleus
Molecular function (GO): mRNA binding
Source: RefSeq, a predicted model, not a curated record
GAUGACCCCCACAAGACGCCCGCCUCCCCGGUGGUCCACAUCCGCGGGCUGAUCGAUGGCGUCGUGGAGGCCGACCUCGUGGAGGCCCUGCAGGAGUUUGGCCCCAUCAGCUACGUGGUGGUGAUGCCCAAGAAGAGACAAGCCUUGGUGGAGUUUGAGGACAUCCUCGGCGCCUGUAACGCUGUUAAUUACGCAGCGGACAACCAGAUCUACAUCGCUGGUCACCCCGCCUUCGUUAACUACUCCACCAGCCAGAAGAUAUCUCGCCCUGGGGACACGGAUGAUUCUAGGGGUGUCAACAACGUCCUGCUCUUCACUAUUCUCAACCCCAUCUACUCUAUCACGACGGACGUGCUCUACACCAUCUGCAACCCCUGCGGCCCGGUGCAGAGGAUCGUUAUCUUCAGGAAAAACGGUGUCCAGGCCAUGGUGGAGUUUGACUCGGUGCAGAGCGCCCAGCGAGCCAAGGCGUCCCUCAACGGGGCCGACAUUUACUCGGGGUGCUGCACGCUGAAGAUCGAAUACGCCAAGCCCACGCGCCUGAACGUCUUCAAGAACGACCAGGAUACCUGGGACUACACCAACCCCAACCUCAGCGGACAAGGUGCGAAGUUCAUGAAGAGCAAGCCGGGGGCGGCCAUGGUGCAGAUGGAGGAAGGCUCCGCAGCGGAACGCUACAAGGACUUCAGCGGCUCCCGCAACAACCGCUUCUCCACCCCCGAGCAGGCGGCCAAGAACAGGAUCCAGCACCCCAGCAACGUCCUCCACUUCUUCAACGCGCCCUUGGAGGUGACCGAGGACAACUUCUACGAG